This is a messenger RNA of Meriones unguiculatus (Mongolian gerbil), 3344 nucleotides long. It is a transcript of the gene Stk38, whose product is annotated as serine/threonine kinase 38. The transcript has 14 exons. Bases 235 to 1632 code for a protein of 465 amino acids. Gene Ontology annotation, biological process: intracellular signal transduction; peptidyl-serine phosphorylation. The record is from RefSeq and is a predicted model, not a curated record. Gene Ontology annotation, molecular function: ATP binding; protein serine/threonine kinase activity. NCBI's taxonomy places the organism in Eukaryota, Metazoa, Chordata, Mammalia, Rodentia, Muridae.
GUCCCGGCCGCCGCGUCCCCUCGCCGCGGUCUGAGGGGUACCGGGGAGCCUUGGCCCCUCCGCGCUGCCGUCCCUUCCGGCAGUUGGGCUUCUUCCUGUUGUCGUCUCCCGUCGCUGCUCGGCGGCCGCGCUCCCUCGGGGACCCCGGCGCUUGGCGGUCGCUGUCGGGCGGCCCGCACGCCGCGUCUGCGCCGUCGCCGCCCGCCCCGCGCCCCGUCCCCCGGGUCUGCAGCCAUGGCAAUGACAGGAUCCACACCUUGCUCAUCCAUGAGUAAUCAUACGAAGGAAAGGGUGACAAUGACCAAAGUGACACUGGAGAACUUUUAUAGCAACCUUAUCGCUCAACAUGAAGAACGAGAAAUGAGACAAAAGAAGUUAGAAAAAGUGAUGGAAGAAGAAGGCCUGAAAGAUGAAGAGAAACGUCUCAGGAGGUCAGCACAUGCUCGGAAGGAAACAGAGUUUCUUCGAUUAAAGAGAACAAGGCUUGGACUAGAAGAUUUUGAGUCUUUAAAAGUCAUAGGCCGAGGAGCAUUUGGUGAGGUGCGGCUUGUUCAGAAGAAAGACACGGGGCAUGUGUAUGCGAUGAAAAUCCUGCGCAAAGCAGACAUGCUUGAGAAAGAGCAGGUUGGCCACAUUCGUGCGGAGCGUGACAUUCUAGUGGAGGCAGACAGUUUGUGGGUUGUGAAAAUGUUCUAUAGUUUUCAGGAUAAGCUAAACCUCUACCUAAUCAUGGAGUUCCUGCCUGGAGGGGACAUGAUGACCUUACUGAUGAAGAAAGACACUCUGACAGAAGAGGAGACUCAGUUUUACAUAGCAGAAACAGUAUUAGCCAUAGACUCCAUUCACCAGCUAGGAUUCAUCCACAGAGACAUCAAGCCAGACAAUCUUCUCUUGGACAGCAAGGGUCAUGUGAAACUUUCUGACUUUGGCCUUUGUACAGGCCUCAAAAAAGCACACAGGACAGAAUUUUAUAGGAAUCUGAACCACAGCCUGCCCAGUGAUUUCACUUUUCAGAACAUGAAUUCCAAAAGGAAAGCAGAGACCUGGAAAAGAAACCGACGGCAGCUGGCCUUCUCCACAGUGGGCACUCCGGAUUACAUCGCUCCCGAGGUGUUCAUGCAGACGGGGUACAACAAGCUCUGCGAUUGGUGGUCGCUCGGGGUGAUCAUGUACGAGAUGCUGAUCGGCUACCCGCCAUUCUGCUCUGAGACCCCUCAAGAGACAUACAAGAAAGUGAUGAACUGGAAGGAAACUUUGACCUUUCCCCCAGAAGUUCCUGUCUCCGAGAAAGCCAAGGGCCUGAUUCUGAGGUUCUGCUGUGAAUGGGAACACAGAAUUGGAGCCUCUGGAGUUGAGGAAAUAAAAAAUAAUCCUUUUUUUGAAGGUGUUGACUGGGAACAUAUCAGGGAGAGACCAGCUGCGAUAUCUAUUGAAAUCAAGAGCAUCGACGAUACCUCAAACUUCGAUGACUUUCCAGAGUCUGAUAUUCUUAAGCCCACAGUGACCACGAGUAAUCAUCCUGAGACUGACUACAAGAACAAAGACUGGGUCUUCAUCAAUUACACAUACAAACGCUUCGAGGGCCUAACAGCCAGGGGGGCCAUACCUUCCUACAUGAAGGCAGCAAAAUAGGCCUGUGCUGGAGCCCUAGGUGGGCAGGGUUCUCUGUACAACAUUGUGGUUUUCCUCUCGCGCUCUUGAAAGAACUUCCAGGAAAUCUGUAGAACUCAUUACUAUGUCCUAGUCAAGUCUCUGAAAUGUGUAAGUGGAUAUUCCUCCACAGUGCACGGGAAGCUGAGAGGGCAAAGACAAGCGUUUCUCCACCGGCUUCUUUAGAAGCCCUGUGAGUCAGUUUGCUAGGUGUUUUAAAGAAAAUUUGCAUUUCCCAAGUCCAUCAGAAGGAAGGGGAAAAACAGCCACCCACCGUUACCAAGAUGAUACACACCGAGUACCAGCCACUGCCUGUGCUGGGUGAUAGGCACCCGCCAAGCCCACCAAGUAUUUUUCUCUUUAUAGCUGGAAAUUCUGUAGUAAAGAAAAAACGCAAUAACGCAAGUCUGUGUGAAAAGCCAACAGUGGAGCUGAAGGAAGGAUCUCCGUCCUGCAGGGCCGGUAGUUCCUCCCCGCACCUCGGCCUGGGCGCGUGGCUUCCCACAGCCUCAUUCAUGGUGCACUUUACUUAUGGUACUAGGGCAAAGCCCCUGACUCACUGACCUGUCUCCCCAUCCAAAGGCUCAUGCUGCUCUUCUGAGUGUUGGUGGGGGAGGUACUGGUGUGAUCCUUUGUUGCUUUUAGAAAGCCCACAAAGCCACUGGGCACUGCCAAGGAGUUCUGGACCAUCGGGACAGCCCUCACCUCUCUCUCCACGGCUCUCUGAGCAGAUGCCGAGACACAGCUGUCUCCCAGCAAUCCUGCAAGUGCUGCUAGGGCAGCUUGUUCCCGAGAACGUAGCAGGGAACUCCGUGGAGGCGCAGGUGCGGCCGUGCCAGAUCUCACACCUUCCGUGCGAGUCAGGGGGGAACCAGCCCGCCGACGAGUCCUCGAGCUAAUUCCUCAAUCCAUGGUGCAACUGUGUUUGUCUUGGUAUUUCCAUAUCCCAAGUUUAAGUGGCCAUUUUGCCUUGGAAUCAUGAUUAAUUUUUCCUUUGCAGAUGCCUUCCCGGGGCAUAUUUGCCUCUCCACCCAAAGGGGUUGCCUGCAGCGUGGGCUGGCCUGGCCUGGCCUCUCCGCUGUGCUGUUCUCUCCUGAGAAACACUGAAUUUAGCACAAAGUGCCUUCUCUGUCAGCUGCUGCCACCUUUAGAAGACUAUUGCUGCGUCAGAAAAACGUGGAGGUUCCGUGUUAACGCAUCAUUAGUUUGGUUUUACGUGUUAACUGUUAAAGCGUUAUUUGCUCCUGUGUAGAAACUUGCAGUGUCAUGGCCAAGCUGCCACCGGACGCACUCUGCCAGUCUUGAGGUUGUGAAGGUCAGCUCUGUCCUAGCUCAGCCAUUCAGAGAACAGAAUGAAACAGAAAUUGUAAGCAAAACCGCUUUGGGUUUUCUUGUCUUAGAUGAAGAAAAAGGAAUGUUAGAGAGGUCUUAACUCUGGGUAAGGGUGACUGGUGGGCUAGCUCCUUAAUCUUGUAGUCAGAGCCUGCUAGUGCAAAGGAGACGGAAGGUCCUACGUGCAGCUUCGAGCUCUUUGUAUUACCAAACAGUCGGGGUCCUAGCCCGUUUGCAUGUGUGUGGUGAGCAUGGGAGGUGGAGGAGGGUAGCGGUAGAGCCUGUGUGCUGGGGAUGGUUCAUUGGGGAGGAAAUACCCACAUUUUAACUAUUCGACUUCUGAAUAAACUGUGAAAACAGAA